Racocetra fulgida is the source of this 849-nucleotide messenger RNA. The record is from the annotation of a GenBank genome assembly. Lineage: Eukaryota; Fungi; Glomeromycota; Glomeromycetes; Diversisporales; Gigasporaceae.
AUCCGAAGUUCUAUACCAAUUUUAUGUUCUGUAGAGGGUGUUAUUAGAAAUAUCGAACCUGUUGGUCGUUAUUUUCUCGCACAUGCUCGUCGAAAGCUUAAUAAUCAUAGCUUUUCUGAAGACGAACGUAUUCAAGCUGAGGCCAAUGCAAAACAAUUAGAAGUCAUUCAAGAUGAAGACUUUGAAGAAGAGACGCCUGAACUAUUGUCACGGGAUCCCAAGGAUUGGAAGGUAGAUGAUCCGCGCAUUCAGAAAUUUAAACAAGAGGAAAAGGCGGCUAAAGAGGCAAAGAAAAAAGAAAAAGAAGACGCAAUCAAAAAUGCAAAAGAAGCAGCUCAAAGAGCUGCUGAAGAAGAGAGGCUAAAGAAGGAGCAGGCUGAAGCUGAAGCAAAAUUGAAAACACAUAACUACUUUUAUCCACCAGAUGAAUCACCGCCUCUAGAUGUUAUUGAUAUGCAGUUGUCAGAAUUGGAUUUUUUAUUUGAAAAAUUGAGCUUGGAAGAUCUUCAAAAUGUCAGAAAGCAAUUGGACUCUACUCAAGACAGGCAUGGUGCAAAACAAAUUUUGGUAAAAGAGGCUUCAGGGCUUGUGAGUUCGGGGGUUUUAUCAGCGGAUUCUUUUAAAUAUUUUAAGUCAGAUAAACUCAGUACUAGUCUUACCACUGCUCCUGCACCUGCAGCGAAUGGACCCGCAGCAACAACCAAUGUAUGGGCAGCAGCCCAACAAGCACAAUUGGAACGUGCAUUGCAAGCAUAUCCACCAUCUUGGAAAGGAGAGGGUGAUAGAUGGGAUAAAAUUGCAGAGGCAGUUGAAAACAAAACGAAGAAAGAAUGCAAACUGAGAGUCAAG